Molecule: messenger RNA, 939 nt
Organism: Suncus etruscus (white-toothed pygmy shrew)
Lineage: Eukaryota; Metazoa; Chordata; Mammalia; Eulipotyphla; Soricidae
Product: olfactory receptor 6C3
Exons: 2
Coding region: 1-939 (312 amino acids)
Biological process (GO): G protein-coupled receptor signaling pathway
Cellular component (GO): membrane
Molecular function (GO): olfactory receptor activity; G protein-coupled receptor activity
Source: RefSeq, a predicted model, not a curated record
AUGAGAAACCAUACAGAAAUAUUAGAGUUUAUUCUCCUGGGACUGUCAGAUGAUCCAAAAUUUCAAAUUGUGAUAUUCCUCUUUUUAUUUAUCACAUACAUACUUAGUGUCACUGGAAACCUGACCAUCAUUACGCUCACUUUCGUGGACUCUCAUCUACAGACACCAAUGUAUUUCUUUCUCCGGAAUUUCUCUUUUUUAGAAAUCUCAUUUACAACUGUAUGUAUCCCUAGAUUUCUGGGGGCAAUUAUCACACAGGAUAAGACUAUUUCCUAUAACAAUUGUGCAGCUCAACUCUUUUUCUUUAUUUUCAUGGGAGUGACUGAAUUUUAUAUUCUGACUGCCAUGUCUUAUGAUCGCUAUGUGGCUAUCUGCAAACCCCUUCAUUAUACAGUCAUCAUGAGCAGGAAGCUUUGUACCUUGCUUGUGUUAUGUGCAUGGGUAGGAGGGUUUCUUACAGUUUUCCCACCACUUAUGCUUCUCUUACAGCAGGAUUAUUGUGCUUCCAAUGUCAUUGAUCACUUUGCAUGUGACUAUUUCCCUCUCUUGCAACUAUCUUGCUCAGAUACGUGGCUCCUAGAAAUAAUUGGAUUUUAUUUUGCUUUAGUUACUCUGCUCUUCACUUUGGCAUUAGUUGUUUUAUCUUACAUAUACAUUAUCAGAACUAUUUUAAGAUUUCCAUCUGCCAAUCAGAGGAAAAAGGCUUUCUCUACUUGUUCCUCUCACAUGAUUGUCAUUUCUAUUUCUUAUGGAAGCUGCAUAUUCAUGUAUGCGAAUCCUUCUGCAAAAGAAAAGGCAUCAUUGACAAAAGGAGUAGCUAUUCUCAAUACUUCUGUUGCUCCUAUGCUGAAUCCUUUCAUUUACACUCUGAGAAACAAGCAAGUAAAGCAAGCCUUUAGAAAUGUGAUUAAUAGAGUUGUAUUUUCUACAAACAAGUAA